This is a messenger RNA of Exophiala mesophila, 4638 nucleotides long. RefSeq lists its product as uncharacterized. The record is from RefSeq and is a predicted model, not a curated record. Gene Ontology annotation, biological process: protein phosphorylation. NCBI's taxonomy places the organism in Eukaryota, Fungi, Ascomycota, Eurotiomycetes, Chaetothyriales, Herpotrichiellaceae. Bases 764 to 4261 code for a protein of 1165 amino acids. The transcript is spliced from 2 exons. Gene Ontology annotation, molecular function: ATP binding; protein kinase activity.
CCACACACGCACCAUCACUUCAUCCCAAGCUGAUCAUCAAUCAGGUCGAUACAACAUUUGGGCAUCGAGACGCACCAAGUUCCAAGGUCCAAGAUCCAGUUCGAACCACUCCCUCUACUGAUCGUCAUCCUCUUGCCGCCACUCGACAUCUGACCCUUCUGCCUAUUCCAGACACCUUCUAACCCCCUCGCAAUCACCUCACCAACUGCCGGACACUCCCGUCAACAAGACUCGUCAUUCGCGCCUGCCAUCUUGACUCAUCAUCGCUCCUAGUCGUCUUCCUCUCAAACACUUCACGCGCUCGACAGCCUACAUCUACCAUCGCUUUCCUGUACCUACCCUCGUUGUCAACUUCCAUCCAUCCAUACAACCUACCCACCGAUUCGAUUCAACCCACUACGCGAGACCAAGUCCGCUGUCUGUUCUAACUACCGCCGGAUCAAUCAGUAGACCAACUCUAUAAAGCAUCCCCAUCGUUCCGCUUCCAUUUACAAUCAAGUACAAUCAAAGUCCGGCUGCCUAGCCACGGAGUCCUUUCACUAGUCACUUAGUGACCUCCCUAGGCCUCCGUUGCGAUUGACUUUGGCUCUGUCUGCGCACCGACUAUGACACUGUGAGCACAUGCUGUUUUUGGUGCAGAAUAUGCCACACUACGACUACUACAAAACUGUGUUUUAGUCAGAAAAACAUACUCAUGGCCUUCAUCGGAACCUGAACAACUCCCCUGGUCAUAUUCAAGCCCAGAUCGAAAUUGGUCUCAGCCAUGAUGACAACAUAUUCUCCUCAUCGCGAGGACACCGAUCCCGCACGCAGUCACUCUCCCCAAGGCAUCUCCUCGUUUGACCCUCACUCGGCCAUUCGGGAAAUCCGCAGAUCACUGUCACGCUCCCCCUCUAAAUCCUCGGACGUCCGACAAUACCCAUAUCGCUCACCCGCCACUUCAAACCUUCCCUUCUCUCCAUCUCCACUCUCACCAUCACGAAAGGCAACCACAGAGGCCUUCUCUCAGAUGGCAAAUAUCAUAUCUCCUCAUCCGACACGUGUCUCUCAGGCUGCUCGUUUCCAAAGACCUGUCAUGCGAAGGGCAAAUCAGCCACACGUCGUCACUCGAACUAGAACUUCACCCAAGAGUCCCUCAAAGCGAGCGCUUACCGACUCUAGUGACGGCGGUAACGCUUCCCCCAUGCGAAAACGUAACUCCACAGAGGCAGAACGCGAGCUGGCUCUGAAAUGUCUCAGUGGUGAUACAAAAGAAAACGACACAACCCGGACCGAAGAGACACUGACCUGGAAGUCGGUGCAUUCGCGACAAGAAAAGCGGCGCAGUGGAGGCGCACUGAUCAGUGCUGUCGCUCCUCUGAGCCCGAUGAAGCGUUCAGAAGCCACUCGAGCAGAUGACGAUACCCCUACUUUCGAAAGCCCCUCGGCCAAGAGACGCAGUCUGCAUGGCCCUGGACUUGAUUUCAGCAUUUUCGAGUCCGACAAUUUGCAGGACAACAUGUUCACCGACAAGCGAGCUCAGGACGAUAAUGAUUUCUUCUCCGCUACCAACACCUCCCUGAACUUCUCAUCCCGCUUCUCUACGAUUCCAAAGCGCUCGUCAUCAUUGCGAAAAUCUACGUUGCAGCAACGGCAGAUAGAGCGACCAAGUAACCCCAAGUUCACUCAAGUGAUGGACCUGGACAAGGCCUGGUUGGAUGUCUCACCGUCCACAAACAACAAAAAGACUCUCCGCAUGUCUCUGGACAAUCACCUCGAACCUCCUCCCCGCGAUAGUCCAUUUUCAAGCCAGGGUAGUCUCAUGAACGCUUCUGUUCAUCCGUUGUCUUCCGGCCAGCCGACCUUUUCUCAACCACCGAGACACCCUUUGGCGCACGCUAUGACGCACUCGUCAUCCCAGAUGAGCGACCAAGACCAAUCACCGACACACGAACCCAUUCAUCGGUCAGUCAGACCAAGGUCCCAUGACUUCUCUAAAUCUCUCCCCGUGGGGACAAUGAGGCCUGUGCCAUCGCCUGAGACCGAGUACUCGUCGCAGGGCUCGUUUGCAACGCCAGGAAAUUACAAAGCUGCAAAGCCAUUGCCUGCCGCCUUCAUGUCGACCGGGUUGAUCUCCAAGAAAAAUCGAAACAUCGAGGAUCCCAACGCUGGGUUGCCGAAAGCCCACAUGCCAGAUACCCCUUGUAAGAAGCAGUCUGUCAUUUUUCAACCAGACGAGAAGUUCACGGUUCCAACUGUCGCCAAUGAUCGAGCGCCACGCCCAUCAUACGGAACGUCACCCGCGCCAGCCACGCCUUCGGAACCUUACUUCAAUUAUCCAAAGAUCUCAGCCUUUCCAUUUGCAAAGAAUUCUGGUAUUUUCGGCUCUCGACCUAGCAGGCACAAUCUCUUGCGCAAGGGGAGCUUUGCGUCCAUCGAGAAUGAGGACAAGGUGAAUUCUCGAAGUCCCAUCAACAGAGCCGACAGUCAGUCCACAGACUCCGACUACCCUCCAACACCAACAAAACACUUUCCUGACAAUCAGGAUCGCGAUUCUGUAUCGCCCUCACCCCAUCAUAUCGACUCUCUCGCACCACCGCGCAAUCCGCCGGCUUCGAGUUUCGGUGUUCGUCUGAGUAAUAGUAAGUUGUCUCCUAUUGUGGUAUCUCCAGGUGGCGUCGAGCGGAACAGUGAUAGCGCGAUGGAGGAAUCUCCAUCGGCAAACCUGAGACCAAAGUCAACCGCAAAGAUUAGUAUUCAACCGGACACCUCGUAUACCCCAGGUGGAAUACUGAGGACUCUGGCCUUCCCGAAACCUUUUCUUCAAAGAAAUCUUUCCAUUCAAUCUCUCCACUCGCCUGCUUUGGAUCGCGCUAAGAUGAAUUCGCCUUCUCCAGUCAGUCCUCGACCCUCCCCACGUACGCCUCUCGAAGGAUUCUUCCCACCCGACCCUAGCGGCCUCACCAUCUCCGGACGUGCCGAUGGGCAUCGGAGUCUUGCCACCCAAAACAGAGCGCCCUUGAUUCCAGCCACGCCAACCGGCCCGCGAGAGUACUUUUCGAACUUCUCCAACCGUCCGAGUCUGAAUCUGGCUUCGAGUGAAGCUACUAGCCUGGACGUUAGCCUCACUUCGAGAUUCGAAAAAGUGGAUUUGAUCGGCUCCGGGGAGUUUUCACAGGUCUACCGUGUAUCCCAGCCACCUGAGUCAUCCCCUUUUCACAAGAUCUACUCGAUAUCGACCAGCCGUCCGUCAUCCAGAGGUUCUCUCACCGAGAAGGUUUGGGCUGUCAAGAGAUCCCGGUUCCCAUACUCUGGAGUUCGAGAUCGGCAGCAGAAGAUCCACGAGGUCGAUGUUCUGAAGGCCUUGGGUCAUUCAGAUCACGUGGUGACCUAUGUAGACAGCUGGGAGGAGCAAUCGCACCUCUAUAUUCAGACCGAGUUCUGCGAAGAAGGCACUCUCGAUGUGUUUCUCGCCCAGGUUGGCUUAAAGGCAAGGUUGGAUGAUUUCCGCAUCUGGAAGAUCCUGCUCGAACUAUCUCUGGGACUCAGACAUAUUCAUGAAAGCGGCUUCAUCCAUCUCGAUCUCAAGCCUGCAAACGUUCUCAUCACCUUUGAGGGAGUUCUCAAGAUCGCCGAUUUUGGCAUGGCAAGCAGGUGGCCAGCCAAAGCAGGUAUCGAAGCCGAAGGAGACAGGGAGUAUAUUGGUCCCGAGAUCCUGAUGGGCCGUUAUGACAAGCCCGCAGACAUUUUCGCUCUGGGUCUGAUUAUGCUCGAAACUGCUGGUAAUGUCGAACUGCCUGACAACGGUGUGUCUUGGCAAAAGCUGAGGAAUGGUGACAUGAGCGAUGUGCCCAGCUUGACCUGGAGUUCUGACGCCAGCGACAUCUUACGUGACGCGUCAGGCAAUCCCGUCUCGCCCGAUUCUUCGUACCAAAUCCAACAGGUGUCGUCUUCAUGUGAGACGACCAAGACACAUGCAUACAGCAACGAGUACAUGACAGGUGAAGAGUUUGGGAAAGACAUACACAAUCCGAGAAGUGGAGAACUACUACAUCCUCCGGCUUUCAUGGUAGACCCAUCUCACAAUCAAGCGCUAGACCGAGUGGUUCGAUGGAUGAUCUCGCCUGACCCUGAGGACCGGCCUCUGGCAAGCAUGCUGUUGGAAACGGAAGGAGUUCGCUGGGCAGAAUCGCGACGCCGUGCAGGAGCGACAAUUUUUGAAGGGAAUUGGGGCCCUGCGGACGAAGUCCUCGCCGAAGAUGCGGAGAUGAUUGAUGUUUGAAUUGUGUGGAGCAAUUGCGUGGGAGAGGGUCUGUGUCUGCCUCAAGAGCAAGCGAAUUCUCUUGCAUAAGGGCUAUUGGACACUGGUGCUUCGGGUACAGGGGUGAAGUCAACCACCAGAUAUUAGAACCACAGGAAUUCCAGGCAUGAGUGUGGACGGCACCAUGAUGCCAACAUGUAAUCACCAGACAUGAUCAUUGAGAGCAAAGGUUGAUAUGAGCCAAUGCGUAUCAGGGAAUGGGCAAGGGAAAGGGGUCUGUUGAUUAGGUUUCAGGCUCGCAGCCGAGCAAGAUAUCUAUGACAACGAGAGGCGAAGAUGACAACAUAUCCAAACAUACCUGGUUCUCGCCGUUACUGUGCUUCAUAUACCAUUAAGAC